UUACUAAGCGCUCUUCGAAGAAUCCUCCGGCUGGGAAAACCAUCGCCCAGACCCUGAAUCCUCCGGCUGUACUGCCAGCUCAUUUCCUAGGGCCGCACUCAUGGUGUCAGACUCACGUGGGCUCAUCACUGCGUCCUCUCAUAUUUUCAAUGUGAAUGACUUUUAUUAGGAAAUCUGAAAAUUAGUGAAAGGUUCAUUUUUCUCAGCAUCUGGAAGGCUCUAAGGGCAGGCAGGAGGGGCGCGAACAAGGGCUUUGCCCUCCUGGAGAGACAGCAUGAACACAGAUGUUCCCAGCGCAGGCGAAGUAGAAUGCUGGCUUCAGGGGUUGUGGGGAGGUAGGCAGGAAUGUUGCUUUUCUGGACAUUCGUUCUGAAUUAGCGCCUGUGUACCCAGGGCUGGGUAUAAACUGAGGAAUAAGACAUUGUCCCUGCUCCUAUGGAGCGUGGAGUGCAUCAGAGGAGACAAAUGUAGAAAAAUUACAUUUUAGUGGAAUAAAUGAAGACUGGCUACUCGGAUCGGCGCUUAGCCUGGUGGGACGCCAGGCGCGGGAAGCGGAACCUAAGUGUCGAAGGUUCGGGUUUCCGGGGGUGGUGGGCCCUCACAAGCGGCGCACCGUUAAGAUGGCGGCUGGGCUGCGGAAACGCGGCCGGUCCGGUUCCGUGGCCCAGGCAGCGGGACUCUGCAAGCAAUGGCUGCAGCGCGCCUGGCAAGAGCGGCGCCUGCUGCUGCGGGAGCCGCGCUACACGCUGCUGGUGGCCGCCUGCCUCUGCCUGGCGGAGACACAGAGAUUGACUGGAAGGCCUACAUGGCCCAGGUAGAAGGCGUCAUCAAUGGUACCUAUGACUAUACCCAACUGCGGGGUGACACCGGACCACUUGUGUACCCAGCUGGUUUCGUGUACAUCUUUAUGGGGUUGUACUAUGCCACCAGCCGAGGCACUGACAUCCGCAUGGCCCAGAACAUCUUUGCUGUGCUCUACCUGGCUACCUUGCUGCUUGUCUUCUUGAUCUAUCACCAGACCUGCAAGGUACCUCCCUUCGUCUUUUUCUUCAUGUGCUGCGCCUCUUACCGUGUCCACUCCAUCUUUGUGCUGCGGCUCUUCAAUGACCCAGUGGCUAUGGUGCUGCUCUUCCUCAGUAUUAACCUCCUGCUGGCCCAGCGCUGGGGCUGGGGCUGCUGCUUUUUCAGCCUGGCAGUCUCUGUGAAGAUGAAUGUGCUGCUCUUCGCCCCUGGGUUACUGUUUCUUCUCCUCACACAGUUUGGCUUCCGUGGGGCCCUCCCCAAGCUGGGCAUCUGUGCUGGCCUUCAGGUGGUGCUGGGGCUGCCCUUCCUGCUGGAGAACCCCAUCGGCUACCUGUCCCGCUCCUUUGACCUUGGCCGCCAGUUUCUAUUCCGCUGGACAGUGAACUGGCGCUUCCUCCCAGAGGCUCUCUUCCUGCAUCGAGCCUUCCACCUGGCCCUGUUGACUGCCCACCUCACCCUGCUCCUGCUGUUUGCCCUCUGCAGGUGGCACAGGGGAAAGUAUCUUGUCGCUGCUGAGGGAUCCCUCCAAAAGGAAGGUUCCACCCCAGCCCCUUACACCCAACCAGAUCGUUUCUACCCUCUUCACCUCCAACUUCAUUGGCAUCUGCUUCAGCCGCUCCCUCCACUACCAGUUCUACGUGUGGUAUUUCCACACACUGCCCUACCUCCUGUGGGCCACACCUGCACGCUGGCUCACACACCUGCUCAGGUUGUUGGUGCUGGGGCUCAUCGAGCUCUCCUGGAACACAUACCCUUCCACAUCCUGCAGCUCUGCUGCCCUGCACAUAUGCCAUGCCGUCAUCCUGCUGCAGCUCUGGCUGGGCCCGCAGCUUUUCCCCAAGAGCACCCAACACAGCAAGAAAGCCCACUGAAGUCCCUUUCCCUCCAGUCCACCCUCAGGACCUGGGGUGGGAUGGACUCUGUGCCCUUCCAAAUAAACCUUGCUAAGUCCACCUCUGUGCAACCUACAUGCAGGUGGGGGCAGCCGAUGCCUGGUCCAGGCUGUGAGGGACACGUAUGGAGCAGAUAAAGAAUCCACUCAAGCAGU
This is a messenger RNA of Symphalangus syndactylus (siamang), 2071 nucleotides long. It is a transcript of the gene ALG3, whose product is annotated as ALG3 alpha-1,3- mannosyltransferase. The record is from RefSeq and is a predicted model, not a curated record. Gene Ontology annotation, cellular component: endoplasmic reticulum. Gene Ontology annotation, molecular function: dol-P-Man:Man(5)GlcNAc(2)-PP-Dol alpha-1,3-mannosyltransferase activity. NCBI's taxonomy places the organism in Eukaryota, Metazoa, Chordata, Mammalia, Primates, Hylobatidae.